Phragmites australis (common reed) is the source of this 982-nucleotide messenger RNA. RefSeq names its product vacuolar protein sorting-associated protein 32 homolog 2-like. The transcript is spliced from 6 exons. Bases 147 to 797 code for a protein of 216 amino acids. Gene Ontology annotation, biological process: vesicle budding from membrane; late endosome to vacuole transport via multivesicular body sorting pathway. Lineage: Eukaryota; Viridiplantae; Streptophyta; Magnoliopsida; Poales; Poaceae. Gene Ontology annotation, cellular component: cytoplasmic side of plasma membrane; ESCRT III complex; multivesicular body. The record is from RefSeq and is a predicted model, not a curated record.
AGUAUUCUCAAGGACUAUUCUGAGCACCUGUUCCCUCACUUUCCCCUUCACCCUUGACAAGGCCAUCUCCAAUUCAUAACCCACUUAUUCCUUCAUACCCAGCAGGCCAUCAUCAUACCAGAGUAAGAAUCAGGAAGUCCGGCAAGAUGCUGAAGAAACUGCUACCAAAGACUAAGAGCAAGAAGAAGGAGGAGGCUGCGCCCUCUGCCAUACCCACUUUGGAUCGGCUCCAUGAGACUCUAGAAAUGCUGGAGAAGAAAGAGCGUUUCCUUCAGAAAAAGUGUUCUACAGAAAUUGAAAAGGCCAAGGUUUAUACAAAAGCAAAGAACAAGAAUGCUGCAGUUCAGUGUCUAAAGAGAAAGAAGCUGCACGAGACACAAAUUGAGCAGCUAGCAAAUUUCCAAUUGCGAGUUCAUGACCAGAUUAUAAUGCUUGAAAGCGCAAAGGCAACUACCGACACUGUUGAUGCUUUGCGCUCUGGGUCAUCUGCUGUCAAAGCUAUUCAGCAGUCAUUGAAUAUCGAUGACAUUGAAAACGCCAUUGAUGAGGCCAACGAUCAGACAGAAAAUAUGAGGCAGAUACAGGAGGCACUUGCGAUGCCAGUUGGUGCUUCUGCUGAUUUUGACGAGGAUGAGCUAGAAGCGGAACUAGAAGAUCUGGAGGAGGAAGAGCUUGAUGAAGAGUUGCCUGAACCACCAGCGAGGCUGUCUGUGCCUUCAGCAAAAGCGACAACCUCUUCUAAACAAGCCAAUGAUUUGAAUGAACUGACCAAACUUCAGGCAGAGAUGGCACUUUAGGUCUAAAAUGCGGCUAUAUAUGUUUCACUGAGCACUGGCAUCCUGGUGCGAAUUUGUUGUAAAUUCAGGUUGUUGUAGAAGUAUGACCUUCCUCCUUCCAUGUAGUUUGUAGCAUGGUGUUACCUUACACUGUUUUGAGGAUGUAGCCAGGCGUUCAAUCGAUUACAACUUCAUCUGUUAUGCAA